Ascoidea rubescens DSM 1968 is the source of this 1887-nucleotide messenger RNA. RefSeq names its product Rqc1p (gene RQC1). NCBI's taxonomy places the organism in Eukaryota, Fungi, Ascomycota, Saccharomycetes, Ascoideales, Ascoideaceae. The record is from RefSeq and is a predicted model, not a curated record. The transcript has 2 exons. Gene Ontology annotation, cellular component: RQC complex. Gene Ontology annotation, biological process: rescue of stalled cytosolic ribosome; ribosome-associated ubiquitin-dependent protein catabolic process. The annotation marks the transcript as partial.
AUGAGCUCCAGAGCAUUGAGAAAACUAGAAAAGCAGUACCAGCAAGAGCACCCUCCCUCGGACCACUCAGGGCAAGAAAGCGAUAUCGAGGAUCAGAUAGUCAAACCUGCUUUCAAUCCCUUUGACUUACUCAUGGAUAAUGAGAGCUCAGAUGACGAAACACAUCAGGACCAGCAAAACAUUGCAGACAAAAGCCCAGCUAUAGAACCACAUCCAGAAGAGUCUCAGGAAAACCAAUCCAACGUCACUAACACAAUCGCAAUACCAUCCUCAAAGGCAAAGAAAAAAAAGAAAAAAAAGAAAAACAAGAACAAACUAAAAGCUCGAAAUCCAGUCAAUGCCAAUAACCAAAGUCAAAGUCAAAGUCAAAGUCAAGGAGAAAAUAAUGAUAUUCAUAAUGAUUAUGAUAAGGAUAACAGUUUUGUACAGUUAAUAGACCCUCAUUACAUGUAUUUCAACAUAUCAAAAUUAAACCAAUCAAUACCUUUACUACAAUUUGAUAUUAAAGAUUUGGACCCCGAUAGAGAAUUUCAACAGUUAUUUGGAAAAUUAUCAUUAGAAGCAAUCGAAGAUGCUGAGUCUACCACCUCCACUUUUAUUCGUCCCGAAGAGCUAAAGCUCAUUAAAAGAUUACAGCAUCUAACAAAAGGCUGGGGUGGUAAAGAUAGAAGAUCGAUACCUGGAACCUCGAGAAAAUUAGCAUUAACAAGAAUUAGAGACGAUUGGUUGCCCACCGUUAAAAAAGAAAUCUCUAUGAUUGAAUUCAGGAAAAACGACAUUUUAAAUUUGGUGAAUUUCAAUGAAAGUGAUCUUCAAAAUGAUUCAUUGUAUGAAAUUAAUAAUAAAAUCAUCUCUCAACUAAACUUGGGUGUUAAAUAUUUCAAAUUCGAUAAAACUAUCGCCACAAAACUAGUCGAUGCAAAUUUUUUUUAUUCAGUUAUGGUUAGACCUGACCAAGAAUCUUUAAUUAGUCUUUUAUACCAAAAUCCUUAUCAUGUUCAAACCAUCUUACAAGUUUCCUCCAUCUUAUCAAGAAAUGGUCAAAAAAAUGAAAGCAGUUCGUUGAUUGAACGAGCUUUGUUUGUUUUUGAUAGAGGAUUGAAACAGAAUUUUGAACUAGGCAAAGCAUUAUCGAGACUCCCCUUUAAUUUUUUCUUGAAUCGACAAUUUUACCUAACAUUAUUUAGACACAUUGUUUCACUAGCACAAAAGGGCACUUUUUAUACUGCACUAACUUUCUGCAAGUUGUUACUAUCAUUAUCGCCAGAUGAAGAUCCAUAUGGAGUUCGUUAUUUCAUUGAUUUUUAUGCUAUAAUGGCCGGUGAAUAUAAAUAUUUAGUCGAUUUUGCAAACAAUGGAAUAUCAACAACCUAUGAGAGAUGGUAUACACCAGGAAUUGCAUUCUCACUAUCUCUAGCUCACUUGUUUUUGGAUAACAAAACAGAAGCAGAAAAAACACUAAAAUUUGCAUUUAAAAAAUACCCAUACACUGCCUAUCAAUUGCUCGACAGAAUUGGCAAAAUCAGUGAUAUCCCAAUAAAAAACAGCAAAAUCUCCACCAUAACACCAGAAAUAGAAAUAGCAACAGAAACGUACUUGACCAGAGCAGGCUUGUUAUGGAAUGAGCCUGGCCACAUAGAUUUCCUUGCUAAGAACUUGACAACUUAUUUUCACAACUUGGCUUCAAGUGUCGAGAUUUACCAGAACCUCAACAACGAGAUCCCCCGAAACUUGAUCAGACAUGCAAUUCUAUCAGCAGAAAGCAGUGUUAUGGGCAGGCUCCCCAGAGAAAUAUGGGAGAUGGAAGACAUUUAUGACUUUGAUGUUCUUCCUCCCAGUGAUAGCAAAUCAGAAACGUAUCACGACUUGGUUGACGACGAAGCUAUU